AUGUUUCCAACCUUUUCUCAGCUUCUUCGGGUGGAUCAAAUGUCGGUCUUAUGGCUCAAUUAUUUCAUUAAGAAGCCGGGCCUGAACUGUAACAAAGACGAUGUGGCUAGUUACAGCCCGGCCCUUGAUGGGUUAACUGAGCCCGAAGAUCGAACUGUAACAAAGAACAGUGGAUCAACUGUCAACCUCUCGAGUGCAACAUCAUCAAAUGCCAAGUCUGGUCAGAGCUUUCUCCGAAGGCCCUGUCCUCACCCUGGCAAGCAGUAUGGGGGCGGGAUUCAUUCAAUUUCUGAAACUCAGAAAUUCCAGUGUCAGCAUCUCGAAGUGUCUUCAGGACACAACAUAUCUAUCCUGGAGCAGAAGCCAGAAAUGUCUGGAUAUUCCGCUGAGAUUACUCAUGGCAGCCCGUGGAGUACAAAAUCACACGUUGCAGCGGUCACAUGCCCGACUUCGGAAUAG
Molecule: messenger RNA, 459 nt
Organism: Fusarium vanettenii 77-13-4
Lineage: Eukaryota; Fungi; Ascomycota; Sordariomycetes; Hypocreales; Nectriaceae
Exons: 3
Coding region: 1-459 (152 amino acids)
Source: RefSeq, a predicted model, not a curated record